AUGCCCACCAUGUGGUUGUCCGAUAUGCAGAAGAUCGGUGCGGUCUUCUGCACUGCUGGGAGUUUAUUUUUCUUCUUGGGCAUUCUCAUGUUCUUUGAUAGAUCAUUACUUGCAAUGGGAAAUAUUCUUUUCGUGAUCGGCCUUCCUCUCAUUCUCGGCCCACAAAAGACGCUCUCUUUCUUCGCCCGGCGCCAGAAGCUCUUGGGGUCCGUAACCUUCGCCCUGGGUAUCCUCCUUAUUCUCUUCCGCUGGCCACUUAUCGGCUUCUGCGUCGAGUUAUACGGCCUGUUUAUCUUAUUCGGCGAUUUCCUGGUCACUCUAGGCGCGUUUGUGGGUGGUUUCCCUAUUGUCGGGCCGCCGUUGAAGAGGGCCUUGACCUGGGUUGGGACCCUCGGCGGACGGCGAGGCGGCUCAGAACUGCCAGUCUGA
Messenger RNA from Coccidioides immitis RS, 429 nucleotides. Its product is annotated as Got1 family protein. Gene Ontology annotation, biological process: retrograde transport, endosome to Golgi; endoplasmic reticulum to Golgi vesicle-mediated transport. Lineage: Eukaryota; Fungi; Ascomycota; Eurotiomycetes; Onygenales; Onygenaceae. The transcript has 5 exons. The coding region runs from base 1 to 429 and encodes 142 amino acids. Gene Ontology annotation, cellular component: Golgi membrane; COPII-coated ER to Golgi transport vesicle; endoplasmic reticulum. The record is from RefSeq and is a predicted model, not a curated record.